AUGUCGGAUUCUAUUUACACACAUGAUUUUCUUCUAGAAUCUGGUGUAGAGGUAAAACAGGAAUCGACGUUCGAGCUCGGACCUAUGUCGGCGUCCGUGCCGAUUCCACAGCGACGUACAGAACUUGGUGAUUUUAAUACAGAUCUUGAUAUGUGCCUCCAAGAUAAUCUAGGGGGUUUGUUUCACAGUGUACCAACUAUGCAGUAUAACAAAUUAGCCUUUGAAGUAGAAAACACAUCUAAAAUGGAAAGUUUCAAAAUGGAAGAUGAUGACAUUUUUCAAGUUGAUAAAGCUGAUCUUAUACUGGGGCCAACACUUGCAGAAUUAAAUGCCAAUCCAGACACAUUACUGGAUGAUCUUAAUUUUGAUGACCUACUCUUGCCAGAAGAAAGUGAAUAUUGUAUUCAAAUUGGAGGAGCUAUCAGUGGUUCUCGUCGAACAAUAAAUACAUUGCAAACAACUAGUCUUCAGCCGGCAGAAAGUCCUUGUAGUCCAUACAGUCGAUCACAACUAGCUUUUUCACCAUCAAGCCAGCAUAGUUCGGCUUCUUCCAGCAUUGCUCAGCCAAAUAAUCAAAUGUCAGAACUUCUCUUUAAAAUGGAUGGCUACAGUGGUGAAAUAGCCCUUGGGCAAUCGGUUCCAGCAUCUACAAUUUUACCACCAUUUCCAACUUCUGUAAAAUCUCAGCAAUCACAACUUUCUUCUUCUGCACCAACUCAUCUCACAAUGGAGCAGAUAUGGCAACGCCGAGAACCACGAAAGCACUUGCUUUCUACUAGUUCCUUGGCAGAGGCUGGAUCUGCUUCUUCUCUUUCUGGUAGUCUGCUUAGCCCUGGAAAUGGUGAAUUUUCUCAAGACGAAGAAGAUAGAGAUGCAGAAUCUGAUGAAGACAGUGAUAGAUAUGAAGAUUUUUCUUCCGAUGAAUCCAAUGACGAAUGUUCUGAAAAUAAACAUGCUCGCAGUCACUCAAAAAAAGAGAGAUACUUCUGGCAGUACAAUGUCCAAGCCAAAGGUCCAAAAGGUCAACGACUGAUCUUAAAAAAGAAAUCGGAAGAUCCCCAUGUAUUAAAUAUAGUCACUGAUCCUGUCUUUAGCCCAAGCUGCAGCGUCCGGGGUAUUAAACACAGUGGUAAAGCAAGAAAAGGCGAUGGUAAUGAUUUAACACCGAAUCCAAGAAAAUUAUACUUGAUAGGUCUUGAACUGGAUAAUUUGGGAAAAAUUAUUAACGAUAUGAUACCCGUUAGUGAGCUACCCUUUAAUGCAAGACCUAAAACAAGGAAAGAGAAAAAUAAAUUAGCUUCAAGAGCUUGCAGGUUAAAGAAAAAAGCACAACAUGAAGCAAACAAAUUGAAACUGUAUGGCUUGCAGCAAGAGCACAAGCGUCUAUUGAAUGGAAUAACACAAAUGAAACAAAUAUUAAGCAAUAGAGUAACAAAUCCAGAAAACAACGUUGACUGGUCCUCACAUAUCAAAAAUAUAAUAAACACAGCUACAGAAGUUAAAAUAGCUGGCCAUACCUCAGAGUUUGUUAACAAAAUACUUGACAAUGUCAAAGGAGGACAAAACAAUGGUGGACUAAAUGACGUGUAA
Molecule: messenger RNA, 1590 nt
Organism: Parnassius mnemosyne (clouded apollo)
Lineage: Eukaryota; Metazoa; Arthropoda; Insecta; Lepidoptera; Papilionidae
Source: the annotation of a GenBank genome assembly